Messenger RNA from Perognathus longimembris pacificus (Pacific pocket mouse), 1255 nucleotides. It is a transcript of the gene Atp1b3, whose product is annotated as ATPase Na+/K+ transporting subunit beta 3. Gene Ontology annotation, biological process: sodium ion export across plasma membrane; potassium ion import across plasma membrane; intracellular potassium ion homeostasis. Lineage: Eukaryota; Metazoa; Chordata; Mammalia; Rodentia; Heteromyidae. Bases 148 to 993 code for a protein of 281 amino acids. The transcript has 7 exons. The record is from RefSeq and is a predicted model, not a curated record. Gene Ontology annotation, molecular function: ATPase activator activity. Gene Ontology annotation, cellular component: sodium:potassium-exchanging ATPase complex.
GCUCGAGCGGUCGCGGGAGGAGGAGGAGCUGCUCAGGCCGCGCCGCCCUCAGCCGCCUCAGCCGGGCAGCGCCGCUCGGACCCGGACCCGGACCCGGACGCGCCGCCGCCGCCGCCUCGCCGCCCGCCCGCCCGCGCCUCCCUCACCAUGACGAAGAGCGAGAAGAAGUCCUUCCACCAGAGCCUGGCCGAGUGGAAGCUCUUCCUCUACAACCCGACCACCGGGCAGUUCCUGGGGCGCACCGCCAAGAGCUGGGGUCUCAUCUUGCUCUUCUACCUAGUGUUCUAUGGGUUCCUGGCUGCGCUCUUCACACUUACAAUGUGGGCUAUGCUUCAGACCCUGAAUGAUGAAGUUCCGAAAUACCGCGACCAGAUCCCCAGCCCAGGACUUAUGGUUUAUCCAAAACCAGUGAGUGCAUUGGAAUAUACAUUUAGCUUAUCAGAUCCGAAUUCCUAUAAAGGAUAUAUUAACGAUCUUAAGAGGUUUCUAAAAUCAUAUUCUUUAGAAGAACAAAAGAAUCUCACCUCGUGUCCUGAUGGAGCACUCUUUGUACAGAAGGGUCCAGUUUAUGUUGCGUGUCAGUUUCCUGUGUCCUUACUUGAAGCUUGCAAUGGUACCAAAGAUCCCGAUUUUGGCUACUCCCAAGGCCAGCCUUGUGUUCUUGUGAAAAUGAACCGCAUCAUCGGAUUAAAGCCUGAAGGGGAACCAAAGAUAGGAUGUGUUACAAAGGAUGAGACCUCGCCAGCCAACAUCUCGAUGUACCCCAGCCAGGGGGCCAUCGACUUGAAGUACUUCCCCUACUACGGCAAGAAGCUGCACGUGGGGUACCUGCAGCCGCUCGUGGCCGUCCAGGUGGCCUUCGGCGCGAACAGCACGAGCAAGCAGGAGGUGACCGUCGAGUGCAAGAUCGAGGGCUCCCCGAACCUGAGGAACGAGGACGAGCGGGACAAGUUCCUGGGCCGGGUCGUGUUCAAGAUGACGGCGCGCGCCUAGGAGGCGCGGGCGGCCACGGAAUAAACGCCGGUGCUCGGCCUGGUGUGUCCGCUAGACUGGGGAGGCCGCCCGGGGACGCCGCGCUCCGCGGCUGCCCGCCCUCCGCCCGGGGACCGGGCCGGGCCGCCGUCGAGUCCAAAGCUUGCCGCGCCGCGCCCUGUAAAUACUGAGUGGAGUGACACUGGUUCCCGUCGGAUUCGACGCCCACAGCCGGCGCCUGGCUGCGAGGGGGGGACGGGCUGCCGGCGAGGAGGGAGGAAAU